GGAGGGACAACAACAACAACAACAGAGAGCCCCGGCCCGCGGCGCCGGCGGGCGGCGGGACCCGGCCAUGGCCCCCGGCUCCGGGCAGCGCUUCCCUGUCCUCCGGCACCGCUCGCCCGCCCCUCUGGAGCCCUAAAUUCACUAUCGCGGCUUUGUAGCGUUUUUUAUUAUUUCGUAUUAUUUUUGUUUUCCGCUCUCCCCUUCCUCCCCCGUGUCUCCCCCCUCGGCGCCUCGGCCCCGCCGCGCUCCGCUCCGCUCCGCUCGGCCGGGCGGGCGGGCGGCCGCGAGCGGAGCGGAUCGGCGCGAACAUGGCGACGGUGCCCGUCUAUUGCAUCUGCCGGCUGCCCUACGACGUGACCCGCUUCAUGAUCGAGUGCGACGCCUGCAAGGACUGGUUCCACGGCAGCUGUGUUGGUGUGGAAGAAGAAGAGGCACCAGAUAUUGACAUCUAUCAUUGUCCAAAUUGUGAGAAAACCCAUGGAAAGUCGACCUUGAAAAAGAAAAGAAAUUGGCAUAAGCAUGAUACCAGCCAGACAACGGAGGUCAAGCCUGUACAGAACGGGAGCCAAGUGUUUAUUAAAGAGCUUCGAAGUCGGACAUUUCCCAGUGCUGAAGACAUAGUGGUGAAAGUGCCAGGCAGCCAGCUGACAGCGGAGUAUUUGGAAGAGAAGGGCUUUGCAGAGCCCAUCCUGGUCCCCAAGAAGGAUGGCCUGGGUCUGGCUGUGCCUGCACCCACCUUCUAUGUCAGCGACGUUGAGAACUACGUCGGGCCAGAGCGGAGUGUUGAUGUCACUGAUGUCACCAAGCAAAAAGAUUGCAAGAUGAAGCUCAAGGAAUUUGUGGAUUACUACUACAGCACAAACAGGAAAAGGGUCUUAAAUGUCACAAACCUGGAGUUCUCUGACACCAGGAUGUCCAGCUUUGUAGAGCCUCCUGAUAUCGUUAAGAAGCUGUCCUGGGUGGAAAAUUAUUGGCCUGACGAUGCUCUGCUGGCUAAACCCAAAGUGACCAAGUACUGCUUGAUCUGUGUGAAGGACAGCUACACUGACUUCCACAUAGACUCUGGGGGGGCCUCUGCCUGGUACCACGUGCUGAAGGGAGAAAAGAUCUUUUAUCUCAUCAAACCAGCCUCCGCAAAUAUUUCUCUAUAUGAACGCUGGCAGUCAGCAGCAAAUCACAGUGAGAUGUUUUUUGCAGACCAAGUAGAUAAAUGUUACAAAUGUACCGUUAAACAAGGCCAGACACUCUUCAUCCCAUCAGGUUGGAUUUAUGCAACUCUAACACCAGUAGACUGCCUGGCCUUUGCAGGACAUUUUCUACACAGUCUAAGCAUGGAAAUGCAGAUGAGGGCAUAUGAAGUAGAAAGGCGUUUGAAAAUCGUCAGUCUGACUCAGUUUCCCAACUUUGAAACUGCGUGUUGGUAUAUGGGGAAGCAUCUACUAGAGAAAUUCAAAGGUUUGCAUAAAGCUGGAAAACAACCUCCUGCUCAUCUCCUUCAAGGAGCAAAGAUUCUCAAUGGUGCUUUCAGGUCGUGGACUAAAAAGCAGGCUUUAGCAGAGCAUGAAGAUGAGCUACCAGAAAACUUCAAACCAGCACAACUUAUCAAGGACCUUGCCAAAGAAAUAAGAUUAAGUGAGAAUGCUUCAAAAGCCAGCAAAGCAGACUCAAGUGCCAACCCCACGGCUGAGGAGAUCUGUCCUGUGGAGAAGGAGGAGGCUCCAUCACCUGUCCAAGUCACCCCUCCACCCCCACCUGUAGAAAAGCUCCCUAAAAAAAAGACUCCCAAAACUGUGAAAACCCCCAAACAACUCAAGCCAUCCAAACCCCCGAAGCCUCCCAAACCACCCAAACCUCCCAAAACACCGAAAGUGAAGGGAGAAGGCAAAAAGAAAGGAAAGAAGGUGAAGGAGAGUCCACCACCAGCCAUCCCCAACCUCGACCUGCUGGAGGCACACACGAAGGAGGCUCUGACCAAGAUCGAGACGCCAAAGAAGGGGAAGGCUGCAAAGAAUGUUUUAAGUGUUCCCAAUAAGGAAUCUGUGAGCAAGCAGAAUGAGGUGGAGAAAUUUGAAGUUCGAGAGCAAAAUAAAAACAAAACAGAAGCCAAAUGGAAAUACAAGAACAGUAAACCUGAUUCACUUCUAAAAAUGGAAGAGGAACACAAAUCUGAAAAGACACCUUUAUCAGGAAAUAAAGACAACAAAUUCACAUUCUCCUUCUCUAAUAAGAAGUUGCUCGGUUCAAAGGGAGUCAAAACUCAUCUGAAUACCAGCGUGUUUGGGUCACUGCAGAAUUUUAAAGAGGACAAAUCCAAACCUGUACGGGAUGAAUAUGAAUAUGUGUCAGAUGAUGGAGAACUAAAAAUUGAUGAGUUUCCAAUCAGAAGAAAGAAAAACACUGCAAAAAGAGAACUGCCCUUUUUAUCAGAUAAAAAGGAAGCCCUGCAGCACACUCCUGUUAAGAAACCGAAGGUGGAGUCGGUACCAUACAAGAGCGAGGAUUCAUCCGAUGAAGAUUUGCUUCACAUUGACACAGAGGCAAAGGCGGGACGCAAUUCCAAAGUAAAGAAAGAGAGUGGAAGUUCAGCAGGAAUUCUUGAUCUUUUGCAGGCAAGCAAGGAAGUUGGGGGUUUAGAGUAUAACACCAACAGCCAGCCACCUGCCUCCCCCAGCACGCAGGAAGCCAUCCAGGGCAUGCUCUCCAUGGCAAACCUCCAGGCCUCAGAGUCCUGCCUGCAGACGUCGUGGGGCACCAAUCAGGCAAAGAACAACUCCUUCUCCACACAAAACUUGAAAAAAAAUGGCGGCGGCGGCAACAAAAACGCUGGGAAGCGACUGCUGAAGAAAAGCACAAAGAACAGCAUUGACAUUGAGGAUUACGAUGAGGACCAGGACCACUUGGAUGCCUGUUUUAAGGAUUCAGAUUAUGUUUACCCUUCUCUCGAAUCAGAUGAAGAUAAUCCAGUAUUCAAAUCCCGAUCAAAGAAAAGGAAAAGUUCAGAUGAUGCCCCUUACAGUCCGACUGCACGCGUUGGCCCCUCGGUGCCCCGGCAGGACAGGCCCGUGCGAGAAGGCACAAGGGUCGCCUCCAUCGAAACUGGACUCGCCGCUGCUGCCGCCAAGCUGUCACAGCAGGAGGAACAAAAAGGCAAGAAGAAAAAAAAUACCAAAAAGAAGCUGUCAGCCCCCAACGCAAGCAAAGUGGCUCAGGAAGGCAGCUCCCCCGAGCCGAAGCUGGAGUCACAGGCCAGCAGCCUCACAGAUCACGAGUACACUGCAGGGGCCAGCACCUUUGGGGUCGCCCAGCCUAACAGGGGAUCACAGCCGAUGGCACCCGGUGUUUUCCUCACACAGAGGAGACCCUCAUCAUCCUCGCAGAACAAUGCCUCCGCCAAAGGGAAGCGUACGAAGAAGGGGAUGGCCACGGCCAAGCAGCGGCUCGGCAAGAUCCUGAAGAUCCACCGGAACGGGAAGCUGCUGCUCUAGUGGCCCCAGGCACACUGCCACCCGGUUCUGGGCCACCACCACAAUAAUCCCUUUAACUUUCAGCGGUCGGACUGUACAGAAUCAUGGUAUAAAUAUUUUUUAACAUAGAUGUCCUUUCUCAGAGUGCUGAGAGCGACUAGCCGCAAAAAGUUAAUACUAAUCUCGGCCACCGAGGAGUGCAUCGAGCCCCCCGCUCCGGCCCUGGCCCUGGGCCCCUCUCCCCGCCCGGCGAGCGGGCAGGGUGGGCAUCACCGCUGCGGUGGCAGCGCUGGGGACAGCAAGGACCACGAGGCCACGGCAGGAGGGGAGCACAGGACUCGAGGCCUUGGGCAGGGAGAUGGUGGGCGUGCUCCUCAGGCACUGCCGCUGCCCUGGGUCACUUUUCCUAGAAUGUAGCUUGUACAUAGCUUUUGGAAUAACCACCGCCGGGUUUUUAUACGGGGAGGGUCUCUCCGGGCGCUGCCCACCGGUACCAGCUCUUUGCGUAACUUCUUGUACGAGGAGGGAGACAGUUAUUUUACUAGCACCUUGUGGAGUGUUUCCGUGUUUUGUGACAAUGUAAUUUAUUAAUGUUUGUAGCUUUUUAUAUUUGUACAUUUCUUAUGGGCUUUGUUUAUAUACACACAUUACCGGGGCGCGGCGCCUGCAGGGAACCAGAGCCACCUGCCCCCGUGUGCCGGGGCCACCACCACGGCCACCAUCACGGCCACCACCAGGGCCGUGCUGGCCCGGGCGUCGCGCCUGCUUUUUUUAUUAUGAUUAUUAUUAGUAGUAUUAUUAUUUUUUCGCAACAUGUACAUUUCUAACAAAGUUUAUCGUGGCUAUCUAUCUAUGACGGUGUUUUAUUUACCGAUUCAUAUCAAAAGGCUCUUGUAUCGACUUCACAAAAUCUUAAGUAAACCUAGAGCAAAGUUUAAAAAAAGGAGAAAAAAAAAAAAAAAGAAAAAAGAAAGCAAAGUAAAACUAUUUCAGGUUUUGUACACAAUUGCCUGGGCCUGGCCUUUUUGUGGGGUCAGCAAAGGAGGGGUGGGGAGGCAGCUGGGGGUCCCUGAGGGUGGGUGAAGGAGCAAGCAGGGACCCACUGCUGGCACAGACAGGGGGUGGCUCUGCUGCCACUGUAACUCCCCCCCCCCUUACACACCUGCUUGCUGCAGCACCAUGAGAAGCCCCAGUCAGCUAGGCACUGUCUGCAGUGCCCUGCUAAGAUAUCUCACGGUCCACCCAAAGGUUCACCCACUGCCCAGCACAUCAUCCACCUCCCAUGGACAAACAUACAUGCCU
Molecule: messenger RNA, 4766 nt
Organism: Cinclus cinclus
Lineage: Eukaryota; Metazoa; Chordata; Aves; Passeriformes; Cinclidae
Gene: PHF2
Product: PHD finger protein 2
Exons: 22
Coding region: 309-3485 (1058 amino acids)
Biological process (GO): protein demethylation; regulation of transcription by RNA polymerase II
Molecular function (GO): transcription coregulator activity; histone demethylase activity
Source: RefSeq, a predicted model, not a curated record